AUGAGCUCUUUGACGAAAAUAAGUUCCUUUUAUCGCUCUAUAUUCAAAAACUUCCCUUUAAUCACAUUUGAGAGUCCUUAUCCAGCAGUAAAUGAGGAAUUGAAAACGAAACCGGUUUUGUAUGUUAGCAAUUGGAAUGGCGAUCCAACCUCAGAGUCAAUGGAUUUAGAAUCUUUGCAAUGGCAAACAUGGGUCAAGCUUUAUGACCCAGAAAUCAUUCUACUCAACGUUUCAAAUCAUGCUUCACCUGACCAAAAUACGCCUUUCCUAGAAAUAGUUUUUCACAAAGUCGUCUUGAAAAAUGGUUUAUUAUUACAUCUAGUAAAUGACGAGCAAAUGUUGCAAAUUAUAGCACCUUGGAUGAGUCUUCUGACUGGCCCCAUCCACGUUGCUUUGAACUAUAGCAUGUAUCUUGAUGAGGCCAAUUUCCGUGAAUUACAAAACCAUUGGUUUACAAAGGCAACUUGGCCUUUGAGCUUAAUAAGGACAAUAGCCCAGCCUCUUGAAAAGAAAAAACAGCUUCGUAUUUUGACUGAGGAAAAAAAUCUGGAUGCAGACACGAUUUUUGAAGAUGCAGCCAGAGCCUUUUCAUCUCUUUCAGAUUUGUUAAGCAAUGGGGCCUAUUUUUUUAACGGAGAUGCUCCUUCCAUUUUAGACAUUUCUCUGUUUAGCUAUGCAGAAAUGAUCCUUCACCUCCCAUUGAAGAAUGAUCAAUUACGCCUCUCUUUAACGUCUAAUAAAAAUCUCUUAGAUCUAGCCAACCGUGUACGUGCUUUGGCUGGCUAUAGCUCUUACGGUUCCGUUUUACUUGAUGAUGAAUGA
Molecule: messenger RNA, 822 nt
Organism: Schizosaccharomyces osmophilus
Lineage: Eukaryota; Fungi; Ascomycota; Schizosaccharomycetes; Schizosaccharomycetales; Schizosaccharomycetaceae
Gene: mtx2
Product: metaxin 2 (Sam35)
Exons: 2
Coding region: 1-822 (273 amino acids)
Biological process (GO): mitochondrion organization
Cellular component (GO): SAM complex
Source: RefSeq, a predicted model, not a curated record